Molecule: messenger RNA, 8817 nt
Organism: Neospora caninum
Lineage: Eukaryota; Apicomplexa; Conoidasida; Eucoccidiorida; Sarcocystidae
Exons: 1
Coding region: 1-8817 (2938 amino acids)
Source: RefSeq, a predicted model, not a curated record
AUGGACUUGGGCCGAAGCCGGGAAUCGCCGGCGCGGAGCCUUCGUCCGGAAGUGUUGGGCAUCGACUGUGGCGGGCACAGGAACGGGUGUAAACACGAAGACCGCAUACAGCGCGCAGGAACGGAAGUCGCGAGAGAGAUUCUGUGCGCCCAUCCGAGGCGCGAGUCGCUCAGCGAGUCUCCUGUCUUGUCCUCUGCGCUUCGGUCGCCCGUAUUCUUCUUGGCUGCUUCCUUUUCCUCCUCCGCGCGCUCCGCCCCUCUUUCUCCUUCAACGGAUUCCGCCACCCUCUCGCGCUCGCGCCUUACACCUCUCCUCCCUUCCCUUUCCUCUCCGCUCUCGCCUUCCGCGCCUCCGUGUUCUGAGCCUUCGUUUUCUGAGCCGUCGUGCUCUGAGCUGUCGCCUUCCGCGUAUCUUUCGGAGGCUCCUCGUGCCUCUUCGGGUGCGUCGCUCUGCGUGGGAAAAGGUGUCUCUUUCUCUUCCGCAAAUUCUCGCUCCCUGCGUUCCGCAAACAGAACAUCCCAUCAGCCUCCUUCACAGCGAAGGCUGCUUGCGGAUUCCGACCGGCCGAGCCCCCGGGACAGCACGGGUGCACGCGGGACAGUGCCCGAAACGGCGCGGCGAGCGUCGCCCGCCGUCCCUUCCGGAGGGGAUUUCUCUCCACCCCAGGUACGCGCCUCUCAGGACCGGUGCCCGCAGGAGACGCACAAACUCACCGGCGACUUGGGAGAUGCCAUCCGCGAAAUCUACCGUUUGAGGGCUUCGAUCUUUGCGCGUGCGUCCUGCGCCGUUCGCCACCGCUCAGGCCGACUGUCUCAGCGCGAGGCGAUCUUUGGCUGUCUGCUUCACCGUGCGCAAGCUGUCACGAGUCUCCUCCUUCGACUUCGAUCCGAGCUCCUCGAGGCGAGGGAUCUCCACCUCGCUGCACGGCACGCCUCCUCCGCAAGCUCUUCCUCGUCGCCAUCUUCCUCUGUCUCCGGCGGUCCCGGCCACUAUUCAUCUCUCUGUUCCCGCGAGGCGACCGCUCCCUCCUCACCGUCUUUCUCUUCGUCUUCUCCCUCCUCGUCGUCUUUCUCUUCUUCUUCUCCCUCCUCGUCGUCUUUCUCUUCGUCUUCUCCCUUUCUCCAGUCUCUGCCCAGCCAAGACGGUGAGGCCGCGGGGCAGUGUGUGACGGAGGCAGCUGGGAAAGGUUGUCUCUUGACCGCGCGGCAGUUGUGGAGCUAUCUAGGCCGCGUCGGAUCGAUUUUGACGACUCUGGGGAAGUCUCUACCCCUGCCGCCGUCGGUCGAUCUUGGCAGACCCCGCGUGUCGCCAGCCGAGUUCGAAGGAGACCUUCAGCGUCUCCUCUCGAGCAUCGCCCACGUGCUCCCCACCCAAGAAGGCGCUCGCGACCGGAGCCGCUGGACAGAAGAGUCCCGAGAAACCGCAGGCGACCCUGUGGAGACGGAGACACCUAGCGAGCCUGUCUCCGUCUCGUCCCUAAGGAAGCGCAGCCCGGGGCACGAUGGGCCCUCGCCCCACAGGGGGGAAGGGGAGACGGGGUGGAGCGACUCGGCGGUCGAAAGAGUCCCUCUCAGCGCGUGGCCUCUCGCCCGAGAUCUCCACGGUCUCCUGCACGCCUACGCUUUGGCAGUCACUGCCGCUCUCUCGACUGCGGCGAGUUUGCCCAUCCUCGACGCCGCCGAUGAGUGGAUCGUCGCGACUCUCCACAGCACAGCAUGGUGUGUUCGUCUGUUUCCCUGUUUCCCUCCCGUCUCUUCGGUGCCUUCUGCGGCGCCGUUCGCCUCGCCCGCAGCCUGGGCGGGUGCGGUCGCUGCGCGCAGCUCUCUUCCGUCUUUCAUGGCCUCUUCGUCGCUCUCCAGCGCUGUCCAGGCCUUCGCCUCGACUGCGCAAGGCAGUCUCCCGCCCCUCGUCUCCGCUGCUCAGGCGCGCAUGCCACGACUUCGAGAGGCAGCGCUAAUGGACCUUGCCUGGUCCGUGACCAGCCUGAAAGACUUGCUGUGUCCAUCCGGAGGCACUGAACUCGCUCGCGACUCGCCCUCGGGCCUCCCCUUGUCGCUGGACGAAGACACGUACGGGGCCUGGGAAAGCGACCGUUUCCCCGACCAACAGGAGACUGCCCCUAUCGCGCCCUCCAGCCGUCAACUGGCUGCGCCUUCCACGCCGGCGGCCUCGCCCGGACCUGCCUUCUCUCCUGACGCCUUCAUGGACGCCAUUGCCGAGCGAACGGCGGAAAUCCCUGAGGGCGGUUCGCGUGCGUGGCCGGUCGCCCUUCUCCGAGCUGCAUGCAUCUUUUCUUCCUUUCCACCCUUGCUUUUUGCCCGAUUUUCUCGGAUGAUUCUAAACCUAGACCCGGGCACGCCCUCGCGAGGAGUCCGCUCCGGCGCCUCGCCCCCACGGGAGGGUCCGCCGUCUCCCAGUUUCCCGUCUCCUGCUCCUGCUUCUUCCUCCUCGCCCUCGGGGGCGUCUUCUUUCUCGCCGUCUGCCGCGUCGGCGGCACCGUCGCUCGCUUCUGGAGCUUCGCCUGCCGAGAAGGAGCGCUUCCUCGCCGCCGCGUCUCCAGCGGCUCUCUCUGCGUUGCUAUGGGCCUACGCGCGGUUCCUCACUGCUUCCAGCUGCGCACGUCGAGACGCUUCUUCGCCGUCCGCGUCUCUCCCCACCGAUUCCGCCCAGUUCCACCGGGCUGCGUUCUACGCGGUCCUCGCGCACGCCCUCCAGAGUCUGCGGCGCCAGCCUGGGUGGCCUGCGGAGGCGUGCGGCUUCUCUCCGCUCCUGCCUGCGUCGCGUUUCCAUCGACGCAGUCGCGACCAGGAGAGGGGAACCUCGGAAAAAGGGGAGCGGCCGAAGACACCCGGGAAAGCCGCGUGGGAAACCCGGUCGAUCUGCACUGGCUGUUGGGCAGCGAGUCGCGUGCUCGAGGUCACGCCCGGCUCCGAGCAAGAAAACCGGCACCUCACCUUGGCGUUCCUCAAAGAAACUCUACACUUUUGCCUCCCGGCGUUUGUGGGGCCUGGAACCGCGCCGCAGGCUGGGGAUCCGGUCCCAGACCCGAGCGCAGCUGGCCUGCCGUUUUCGCUUCUCGGCGGUUCCUUUUUGGACGUGAUGAAUCUGCUGGAGGCGAGCUAUCGGUGCCGCUAUAUUUCCCUGCCUCUCUUGAACUUUGUCGUCGCAGGACUCACGCGGAAAGAGGCGACGUCGCGGCAAGUUCCCGACCGGACCGAUCCGCCUCGCCGAACCUUCCCCGGGAUCGCAGACGACACCCGCGCGUGGCCCGCGAAGCAAGCGGGCGUCUCCACCUCGAGGGAGAUCUCGGCCGCGGUUGCCUUGUUUGUCAUGCUCGCCCGGCAUUCAACCUUUGCCGUCGAGCAGCGAGUGGACUCUCUGGUGCGCAGGCGAGCCUCACAUGCCGCGCGCUCGGGAGACGCGGCUGUCUCCGCGACUGCCACGGGGCGGGAAAGCGCCAGUUUCUCCCGAGGCGCCUCUCAGGACGUUUCGCGGGAAGAUCGAGGCGCAGCGUCGCUGAGGCGCCGCGGAACCGGGACAGGAGGCGAGGAAACGUCGCUGGGCGCAGGGGAUCCGAAUCCGGCCGCUGUCUCUGCCUCUGCGAGCGCGUGCGUGGGGGCGUCGUGGGAAGGCCAGCAAGCAGCUCCAGAGGGCGCCUUCGACGACGCAGCGACAGCGGAACGCGCUCUGGCGAAGCUCGCGGAGGGUCGCGGCGUCUUGGUGCGCAUGGUUUUGAGGCAGUUUAACGAGGUGCGAGACAGCGAGAUCUGCAACUUGGUCUGGGCGCUAGUCAACUCCCUCCGCGACGCCGCGACGGAGCCUUGUUUUGCGCCUCUGGGCGGAAGCGGAGCGCAGACGCCAGCAUUCGAUCGGGAAGAAGAGCGAGACGCUCGCGCGGCGCACGCGGGAGCAGAGACGCCGCGGGACCGCGGAAGCAGCCCGAGUGGCAGUCGGCCGGGGCGCGUGGGCCCCCGGACAGCCAAGACGAACGAAGGGGAGUUGCUGGAGCGGAUCUUGGCCAGGAUGCGCGUUCCGGACUUCGAAUGUCCUCCCGCGCACAUCUCGCGACUCGCGUGGACGCUGACGCGGCCGGAACUCCUCGAGACUGCGGAGCACGCGGGGAUUCCUCAAGAAGUCGUCAGUCAGCUGCUGGACAAAGUGCUCGCACGUGUGCUGGCGUCGGCGAACGCGGAGGCGCCCCGAAAGGCUAGAGGACAACUCAGGUGGCCCGUGCAGGAGAGCGGCGCGGUCAGCAGACCGCAAGAGACGCUGGACGAACCCAGGCAGCCUGGGCCGCUGCUGUCGCGCUUGGGGGUCGAGCGUCUGUGCAGCAUCCUCGUGUCUUAUCCCUCGUUCAAACACGCGAAUGAGGACGUGAAGAGCCGGUUCGUGAGCACUGCGAUCGACGAGCUCUGUGACCUCUUCUGCAUGCAGGCGUCUCAAGCCGCCCUCGCGACGCCGGCGCUGUCUCGGCUUAUCGACGAGGCUUUGAAAAUGGAGACACUCGCCGGCGUCGUCUGGGCCUUGAAUGUGCUCAACAGACGCCACACGCUCCUCGUCGCCCUCGUGACAGACCACGUGACUGCGCGGUUGCUCCAACACAGCGAAGGCCACUGGGGCGGCGCGGCGGUCGAGAGGCGUCGAGAGGAUCUGGACAGUAUCGGGGAGCCGGACAGCGCGAGGCAGCGAGCGAAGGGUGGCGGGGAACGACGCGCGCGGGUCGCGGAGGCGUCUUGGAGCCCGAUGGGCACGCGUCAGCUGUCUCCCGGCCGAGGCGGUGCCGAAACCCCAUGCUUUCUCUCGGCGGAACCGGCCAGCGCUGCGCUGUCGAAUUCAACUGCCCUCGUGCGGUUUCCGCGGCUUCUGAUGACGUACCUUACUGCGUGUUCCAAACUUCGCUGUGAUCUGCCUCCCUCCUUCUUCGAGGCCUGUUCGCGCUACGUGGCAAGCCUCGCGAGCUUCGUCGAAGAACUGGCUGUGAAUGGGGACCGCACUCGACGCCAUUCUCCAGUCGUGUCUGCACGUCCUGGCGGUUCGCCGCGGCCUGCCGAAGGCACGAGAGGCUCGGCGGGAAGGGAAGAAACGACAGUGCGGACUCUGACGCGAAACCCUCUAAGCAGGGAAGAUGCAUGCACUGCACUGAAAGCUCAAGAAAUCAUGGCGAAAGAAGGCUGGCCUCUCUGGACCUGCGCCAAUCUGCUGUCGGCGUGCACGGCCUGCGGGUGCACGGACCGUCGCUUUCUGCAGCCACUCACCCGUCUCCUGUCUCUCGCGCUCCUGGGGAAGGUCUGCCUCUGCACUGAGGGGCAAGACCGACAGUGCGGCGGGGAAACGCGGAACACCCAGUGUCGAGACACAGAAGAGACGAGGCCGCCUGCGGCUUCUCUCGGCGUCGGCGCGUCGGCCCUCCACCCCCUCCUCGCCUCCAGUGUGUCGCCGCCGCUGCCGGUCGCGAGCAAAUCCGCGACAGGAGAAAAAGAGGGCGCGCCGUCCCCGCCUUUGGACGCUCUCCCGAGCAACGCCGGCGGUGCGCUCCUCCCUGUGGUUCUCGCCUCAAUCGUCCCAGACGUCCAGCGUUCUGUGGCGCUGCUUCUCGCCGCGUUUUCUCGUGCCGGGUUCACUGCGGGCAACCCCCUGUAUCCUGUGCUGCUGGCCUCCGCCGCGGCGUUGACUAGGAAAGAACUGGUCGCUGCCAAACUGUGUGACGAAGGAGCAGAAACAGAGAAAAGGGACAUCCGGUCCGUCCUCUUGGAGCUCGCGGAAGGCCAGAGUCUCGAUGCCCCAGCGAAUUGCUUGUCGGCGAGUUGGAACACGAGCGUGUACACGAGCUUUCUCGAUUUCGUGUUUCAGAACUUCACGUCGCCGCAGCGGUCUUCUCAGACGCCGUCUCUGUCUCCUGCCGCCCCGGCGGGUCUCUGCUCUUCUCCCUUUCUCCUCGCCUCCGCGCCGAGUCGCCUGCCUGCGCACACGUCUGAGUCGCCUCAAUUGGAGCGGGGGCCUUCUGCCCUCUUCCCCCCCGGCUCGGCGUCCACCGCCCCGAUUGCGUCUUCGCUGGCCGCCGUGGAAACCGCAUGCGUCGCGGUCGCGGCGUCUCUUGGAAUUUCGCCGAGCGUCCUGGAAGUGUGGCGAUUUCUCGGACCGCUGUCGACGAUGCCAAUCCAGUCGACGCUUCAACGUCGGGCGCGCUGGGCGCUCCAGGCUGUCCUCGAUCCCUACCAAGUCGAAAUAUUUGAAGAGCUGCUUCUGCCUCCGCCUCUGAGUGCAUUUGUGGAUCUUCUCCUCGUCCACAAGGCGUCUCAGCGCGCUCUCGCCGUCGAGGUCGAUGGCCCGUCCCAUUUCCUCUCGUGGCUCCAGCGCGACCCCCCCCCCGCGGGGACGGGGGCUGCACGGGAGAACGAACGCAUGGCCGAACACAGACGCGAAGACGCGAGGGGAAAAGGCGACGCAGCGGAACAGAGGUCGAGCAUCACAUGCCUCGCCAGCGGGCCGCCAUCCUACCAAGCUCACAUGCGCAUGUCGGACCUUGUGGACAGGGAGACAGGCGCGACACUCACCGGCCGUCUCGAGGAAUUCCCCACCCCAGAGUGGACAGCCGAGGAAGUCUACUGCGCGGGUGACUGCGACGUGGUGGUCCCCGUCAGAUAUAUCUGCGACGGGAAAACGCGGCAGAAGCGACUCCGACUCGAGCGCGCCGGUGUCGCUUGUCUGCACUUGCCUUUUUUCCGUUUCCCGCCUUGGCAAACCUCGGCGUCGCUGGCCGCCUUCCUCCGUUCCACGCUCCCUCGUAACUGGCUCCGAGCGGGCCAGCAGCCUCUCGCUCGGUUCAAGGAACCGGACUGGGAAGAUCCGGCGGCCUACGCUGCGGGCACUGUCAAGUGCGUGGAGCUCUUGGCGCGGGGCGCCUCUGAGGAAGAAGCAGCGGCUUUUCGGCGCACGUCGGGUGGGAAGCACGUGCGCUCCGAGGGUGAAGAAAAGCCCCGUUUCGCCCAGGACGGAGAGACCCCGAGAGCAGCCGAGCACGUGGAGGCCGCGGACAGAGAGAUGGAGGAAACGCGUUUCCAAGGACUCGAAAGAAAGCAACGCGGCAGAGAAACACACAGUUCCCCCUCUCUCUUUCAGACUGCUCACGGGUCUGCACUGUCGCACCGCCCCCGCGACGCGCGGACUCCUGAAGGUCUGGAAAACGCUCCUCGCGCCAGGCUUCUCUCGUCCACUGCGCGCCAGCGAACGGGGAGCGAGGCAUCGCGUCAGGAUGCACGAGAGACACCGGUCAGUUCUCGAGCCUCUGGGUGCAUGCCUUCGCCGUCUCGGCCACGGUGGCUUUGGGGCGAGGAAACGCGAGAGCGGGAGGCUCAGACAGCCGGCGCUCCGGAGGGCGAUAAAUCGGGUUCUGGUCCCCGGCUGAGAUACAUCGAGGACUCCGAGGAAGACGGGGACGCAGAAGGCGCGACGGAGCCUCGAGAAGGCCAUCACUUGUGCGGCCUCACGAGUGAGCAGCAGGCGUUCCUUCUGAAACAGGCAGUGCGGUCGUUCGUUUCCCCAUUGGAGGAGAAGCGAGCGAAGCUUGCGUCUCCUGCCACGGAGGUCUCUCGCGCCGACUCCGGAACUGCUUCCCUUUCUAGCCUCUCAGAGAACGGCAGCCCGCCGCCGGAGUCGGCCUCAGUUGCGCUGCCAGCGGGGCCGGAGGAAAGCGUCGACGCCUCCGUUCUUCAGCGGGCUCUGUGCCUUCAGAAGAAGCUCGAGGCGUGUGUCUCGCGGCCGCAGCGUCUUCCGAUCCAUCUGCAGUGGCUGCAUGCCCUGGCGACAGAGCGGCAGUUCCAUUUGGAGCGCCUGGGGUACCCGCAGCCUCAACUGCGGCUCUGCAUGCACCGUGGAAAGGAUGAACGGAAAGGCGUCUUUCACGAGCGAGCCGGCGAGCCCACCACAAACCGACCACGAGCAGGUCAGAGCGAAGGCACGCGCGAUCCUGCGAGCGCUGGCGGACGCGAUGAAAGUCCCCUGCGGGUGGCUGACUCGCCGGGGAGCGGACCGGCUUGUGGAGGGGACGAGCGCGGCGGUUCAAGGCCUGCGAGAGACGCCCCUUCCCCUGCCUCGGCGCCGUCGUGGUCGCUGUCUCCUUCGUAUCUGCUUCUCACGCACCAGCCUAUGAUCUACGCCGUGCUGUCUUUGACCGACCCGCGUUUGUGGCUUCUCGCCGCCUGUCCCCCCAACCAGGCGCCUGCCUUUCACUUUCUCCACCUUGUAGACUCGGCCUCCGUCCGUGCGUCUUCCCGUCGUGCCGGCGCCGUCUCACACGAAGGCAAACAGACAAAGCUCCCGAGGCAAGGCGGGAAAAACGCGAAGCGGUCGUUUGGCGGCGCGUCUCACUUUGUGUCCGACGGCCGGCUCGCCGGCGUCCUGGUGGGCCAGACUCUGCAUGCGGGGCGGUUUGGCCAUCGGCGCGUUGCGGAAGUUCUGGCGGGCUGGGCGACAGGCAAACUUGAAAGUGCCGCGCAAAACGUCCUGCUGUAUCCACUUGAAGUGCUUCCUUGUCACCACCCGCGAGCGCCAUUCAAAGCCAUCGCUGACGACAGGCUUCGCGUCUGGCUGCAGCUGCUCACCCCGGUCCAGUGCGGUGAAGGCUACGGUGCACGGACAGAAGACUUUUCCUUGGCAGCGAAAGAUGAACGGGCGAAGGAAGAGGAUCUGAGUUCCCGAGAAAGAAGCCUCCGCGCUAGAUUGCUCCUACCGCCCCCUAGGCAACCGCAGGCGUGGGACGCGGAAGAAACGGAGGGCAGGAUCUCCCCCAGUCUGGAAACUGAGCGCGCUCCAGCUUGA